Molecule: messenger RNA, 505 nt
Organism: Exaiptasia diaphana
Lineage: Eukaryota; Metazoa; Cnidaria; Anthozoa; Actiniaria; Aiptasiidae
Product: neuropilin and tolloid-like protein 1
Exons: 2
Coding region: 9-488 (159 amino acids)
Source: RefSeq, a predicted model, not a curated record
AUGAAGAUAUGAAUGACCGUUUUCUUCUCGCUUUUGGAGUCACAACAUUUACUCUGCUAUUAUUUAUGGAUGUAGCUUCUGUUGUACAAGCAUGUUCGUCUACAUUUCCUAUUACUGUGACRACGGAUAAAGAGGACAUCACAAGUCCYAACUACCCAUCGUUUUACCCAAACAAUAAAGAAUGCAGGUGGCUCAUUAGCGCUCCUCUCGAUAAGUUARUCCAAUUCAAAUUGAAAGUAUAUGACUUGGCUCAACCAGCAGACUACAUAGAAGURAGAGAUGGURUCAAUGAAAGUGCUGUGGUGUUAAAGAAUUUCACCGUCAAACGAAAGUUUAGUUUUAUACGUUUCAAGUGGAGGACAUCGAGUGGGCGUUUCUUGUGGAUGAAGUUCAAGUCUGACGGAGUACGUAGUUCUAAAGGUUUUAAGAUGGACAUUAGAUUUGUAAACAAACCAAAAGGUAAAAUGCAUUUCUGCGAAGUGUUUUAGCCAAAACAUUAAUACUC